AUGCGGAAGCAGGCUUGGAUCGAACUCGGCGAGGAGGUGCCGUCGCCUUUGGACGAUGCCUACUCGAAGGAGAGCAAGACUAGCCGUUCCCCACACCACUCAGUGGCCAGCGCGGCCACCGUGGCUUGGAAAGCCACGGCAGUUCCUUCGACACCGCGGCGGGCGCAAAAGGUCUGCAUUUUGAUCAUGGGCCUCUGCAUUUUCCUCGGCUCCUGCGUUUACGUGCUCUCGCCAUCAUUUCCGCGCCACGGCGGUGGCCACGGUCUCCGGGGGCCUGUCUCGGCACCGCCAUUUGUUGUGGUGAUCGAUGCAGGUAGCACCGGAACCAAAGUGCACACAUAUUGUUUCUCCAAAGGACAAGUCUGUCGCGACCUUGAUGCGAACCGGCCAAGGAUUUCCGCGACGAAACCAGGGCUCAGCAGCUGUGCUGAUGCGGAAUGCUUGUCAACUUUGCUAACUCCUUUGAUGGAGAAUGUAGUCCAAAGGGUACCCGCAGAAUCACGUGCAUCAACUCCAUUGGCGCUUCGUGCUACUGCAGGUUUCCGGCUCCUGGGACGUGAGCGUGCGGAAGCUUUGCUGAAGAAGAUCCGCCUCAUUGUGGCGGACUAUGGUUUCAGGGAUGCUGGCGUGGAGGUGAUGACAGGUGAUGAUGAAGGAUUGCUUCAGUGGAUUGCCGUCAACAGCCUGCUGGGUAGACUCCAAACGAAUCAAAGCACAGUAGUGGUUCUGGACCUAGGCGGGGCAUCAACCCAGAUUGCCUAUGCCUUGGAUGAUGGCAUUGAAACCACUGACUGGCAGAAGUCCUUCAUCCGUGCAUUGCCCUUGCCGGGUUCGGAGCGCAUGGUCCAGAUCUAUGAGCACAGCUAUUUGGGCUAUGGCCUCGUGGCGGCGCGACAGAAGAUCAUGAAGGAAGUUAAUGCCUCCGAUCUCCUGCCGCGAAAUCCAUGUUUUCCCUGGUCUGCGGACCUUCCACAGGAUGAAGGACAUGGUGCUGGCGGCGCUGGCAAUGCCCAGCAAUGUGUGCAACUCAUCAGCAGGGUCUUGCGACCUGCUGACUGCAAUGAUCCCGUCGCGGAGGCUGACAGUUGCGACUUUGCCAGGGUUUGGGCUGGUCCAGGCAUGAACCUAAGCAACCAGAGUCAGCCGGUGGGCUGUUCCUUCUACUUCUUCGGCUUGGAGGAUGCUGGCGCAGUGCCCUCAGAUGCCACGUCGGCUGAGGUUGCGAUCUCUGUUACACCUUCACCUUGCUCACCGUGGGCUUUGGCAUAG
This is a messenger RNA of Cladocopium goreaui, 1269 nucleotides long. Lineage: Eukaryota; Dinophyceae; Suessiales; Symbiodiniaceae. The record is from the annotation of a GenBank genome assembly.